AUGCCUCCUCCCAACAACCCUCUCUUGGCACCGCGUGAGAUCAUCGAGAUCCUGUCAGAUGAUGAGAGUGACGACGACUUAAUGGAGAUCGCUCCUCCUCCGCAGCGCACCGCCUUCGCAGACGUACCCACCCCUGCUGCAAACGCCGAGUUCGACGCGGAAUGGGCGGCUAUCAUGGCCGUGGUCGAAGGCGAGGAAACGGCCCACGAGCCAAUCGCGGAGCAGCCGCACCCAAUGACUGAAGACGAAUGCCUUUCGAGGGUCCUUGAGAUAUAUCCCGACAUAUCUCAUGAUCACGUGCGGGCCAUGUUUCGUGGCGGCCUCGACGUGGGCAUGCUCCCCGACAGCACAUGGUGCGAUCAACUCAUUGUGCGCAUCCUUGAUGAAGGAAAGUACCCGACGGAGCGCGAGGCAAAGAGGGCCGCGUUGAAGCGGAAAAGGGAGCCGAGCGAUGAUGAUUUUGAACGAGCCCCGAUGGACAGCGGGCAUUUUGCCACCCGGAGAGCCUACCAGAAUGCGGCCGUCAACACCCUCCAGAACCACUACCGUGAGAUCCCCGUCGCCUUCAUCCAGCAGGUUCUUAAGGAGCAGGGCUCCUUCUACAAAGCAUUCCUACGUCUCGAGGAGCUAGAUCGCACAUAUUCUACCAUGGAUCCCUUUAGAAGGCCUUAUCGCAAAGUCCGCAUCCGCGACACCAGACCUCUGCAUUCCACUGCUUCACAAGAAUCCCACGUUACCGAAGCCAUGCAGACCAUCGCCAAGGAGUCUCAAGCAGCAAAGAAGAAGGUGGGGCAGGACGCCGUCACACGCCAGCACGAGGAGCAGAAGCGCCUCGAGGAAGAGCGCAACGCGGCCCAAGCCCGCUCUUUAGGCGAGGAGUCGGAAUGCAUGUCCUGCUUCGACACAGGCCCUACCAAUCGAAUGAUGUUCUGCGACGGCGCGAACAUCCACUACCUGUGCCAAGAUUGUGCUCGUAACUGCGUCAAUGCUGAGCUUGAUGCAGGCAGAUGCCGCCCGAAAUGCUGCGACCCAACCUGCGGGGCCGAUUUCUCCAACGCACAGCUCAAGGCCUUCAUCGACCCUAAGGUUUUCUGUCGCAUGGAAAAGCUGCAGCAACAGGACGAUCUGCGAAAAGCCGGGAUUGAGAACCUGGUCCAGUGCCCUUUUUGCGAUUUCCAGGCCGAGUGCGAGCCCGUCGAGGUUGAUCGCGAGUUUCGCUGCCAAAACGCCGAUUGCGAGAUUGUGAGCUGCAGGCUGUGUCGUCUCGAAAGCCACGUCCCUCUGACGUGUGAAGAAGCCGGAAAGGAGCGCAGUGGCAAUGUCCGCCAUCACAUCGAAGAAGCCAUGACCAAGGCUCUGGUCAGAACUUGCAAUUACAUAUGCUCGAAGAGCGUUACCGGCUAUGAACACUUUCACAACUCACAUGGGAAGUGUCCUCUCUACGACGAGAACGUAGAGAAACGCCACGUCGAUGAGGUCAAGGCGGCAGAGGCCAAGGCCCUCGAGGAAGUCAAGAAGGCCAACCCAGACCUUACUGAUGAAGAACUCAAGAUCAAGCUCUCGGAUGUCGUUCAGAAAGAAGAGAAAAAGCGGCUUGCGGCUGCUGACCGUCGGCAACAACAUCACGGACCCUUCCGAGCCUUCAGACCGGGAGAUCCUAUUGCGGUCCCAGCUGCAGGUGGAAGACGUGCACAAAAUGCGAUGGUGCUUGAUGCGCUUGUAGAGCCCAUGCUGGGUAUGCCUCCCCGCUGGAUGGGUGCCCCGAUUCCAGAGAUCCCAGACUUCGAAGCUUUUAACCCCGCUCCGAAUCAGCGUCAGGUGAACAACCCACAGCAGGCAGAUAUUGAUGCCGCAAGAGCUAAUGGCCUUGGCUUGGCCCCGGCCAUCGAGCUCAACAACCGCAGAAUCCUGGACGGCCUGACCAGGGAAGAGAGCAUAACUUUGGAGGUGGAGCGGCUCGACUGUUUGGGUUCGGCCUUCGCGGUGAGCGAGAGCGGCAACGGGAGGCUCAGGCUCCAGCCCCAGCUCGCGCGGGGCCCUUUGCAGCUCAAGCGCAUCAAGAACUUCACGACUGGCCUGGUAUCCUGGCCAAUCCAAUGGAUGAUGCGACUCAUCGGCAAAUAG
This is a messenger RNA of Lasiodiplodia theobromae, 2124 nucleotides long. Its product is annotated as Ubiquitin conjugating enzyme 7 interacting protein 1. The record is from RefSeq and is a predicted model, not a curated record. Bases 1 to 2124 code for a protein of 707 amino acids. The transcript is spliced from 5 exons. Lineage: Eukaryota; Fungi; Ascomycota; Dothideomycetes; Botryosphaeriales; Botryosphaeriaceae.